AUUCCCAAGAUAGAAAAAACAAAACUCCAGGCCCAACAAUGGUGAAGCAACACGUAAGCCAGAGCCAUGAUGCGACCGAGACCCAGAGAAUCCAUUCGCGAUUCAAGGGUGCUCGAAAGCGAAAAUGGGGGAAAUGGGUGUCGGAGAUCAGACUACCCAACAGUCGGGAAAGGAUUUGGCUGGGAUCUUACAACACCGCCGAGAAGGCGGCACGAGCUUUCGACGCUGCUCUUUUCUGUUUACGCGGCCGUUCUGCUAAGUUCAACUUCCCAGAUAAUCCACCGGAUAUAGCCGGUGGAAGGACUUUGACGACGUCAGAAAUCCAAGCAGUCGCAGCACGUUUUGCCAACUCGGAGCCUCCGAUGACCCAUUCGGAGCAGUACACCUAUGGGUUUCAAACUGAACCCCCUUCGCCGUCGGUUUCAGUCGACACAGCAAGGUACGACGGUGAGUUGUCCGUUGACGGGUCGUUUCUGGAUGCUUUGAAAAAGGGUUCGGGUUAUGGGAUAUUUCCCGAAUUGGAUGACUUUUCAAUUGAUUUUCUGGGAUCAUUGAUGCCUGAGAUCGAGUGUGAAGAAGAUAAUCUUGACGAGAUUUCAAAUCCAGAAUAUUUUCUUUGGAAUUUCUGA
This is a messenger RNA of Hibiscus syriacus, 629 nucleotides long. RefSeq names its product ethylene-responsive transcription factor ERF017-like. The transcript has a single exon. Gene Ontology annotation, biological process: regulation of DNA-templated transcription. The coding region runs from base 39 to 629 and encodes 196 amino acids. Gene Ontology annotation, molecular function: DNA-binding transcription factor activity; DNA binding. NCBI's taxonomy places the organism in Eukaryota, Viridiplantae, Streptophyta, Magnoliopsida, Malvales, Malvaceae. The record is from RefSeq and is a predicted model, not a curated record.